AUUGCUUAAACGCGCUUAUUACUGAAAACAGCGGUUGUUUGACUCCAAUUUAUCCUAUCGAUGAGUGAUAGCGUUUACUUCAGCGAAAGGACAAAAACCUAUGAUAUCCCUAUAUCACAUUUAGACUUUAAAUACUUGGAUUCUUGCAAUGAUCCCGUUGAGUUGGAGAAAAUAUUGAAAACCCUGAGAUCUGGUGAAGUCGGGCGUUAUGCAGAACUUGAAUCAUUUUGCGAAGAAAAGGUCACCAGGUUAAACCCAAACAGGUCGGUGUAGCUGAUGCAUGUAAAUUUUCAAGUCAUAUUGCCUAAAAUAUUCCACAAACGUUAUAUGUCGCUCAACUCCUUAAUAUUCUUUUUUAUUUUCCGAAGCAUUCAUCUACUGAAGACUCAUAAUUUACACAAGUUUUCAAUUCUAUGUGAUUUAAAAACUAAAAAGUGUGUUGCUGGCUUUCAAUGCCUAUUUUAUUAUUAUCAUUAUGUCAUCUCAGAGUAUCAGAUGUUUGCCACCAAAGUAUUAUUUCACUUAUUUUACAGUUCCAUUAAAGGAUGUGUGAACAAGUCUAGUGAAUCCAGUGACUUUAAUGAAAGUUGAGUCCAAUGUAUUCGAAAAUUUACGUGGUGACAAAUAGCUCGAUAUCAGAUCUACUCACAGACUACCUACUAUCUAGAAAAUGUAUUUAUAUACUUGUUUCGAUACUACGAGAUCACCAACGAAUACAUCUUAUUACAGUCAUAAAUUGUCUUCUGAUAUUCAGCCUACCGGGGAUAUAACCUAGCAACUGGCACGUAGUUUCCUGUAGUCGUGAUCAUGGUCAACUGUGACAAGACGCCUAGUAAAGUACGGUGCCAGAAACUAGCAUUUGGCUAAUUCUCACUGAUUCACAUUGCUUUUGUACUUUAAGGUCACAACCUGAAACUCAAAUAUGUCCCACAAACUUUUGGAAUGGUCAAUAUUUCAAGCAUACACAACAACCGUCACUAUAUCUAUGAAGUGUACAGGAUGAAUUAAGGUGAAAAGUAGUGUAGACCUUAUCGUGGCAGAUAAACCAUUGAUUACAGCAUGGUAGAUGCAAGUUAACUCAAUGCUGAUUCUUUAUCAACUUUUUCAUUUAUAAUCAAGGGCUGUAAGAAUAGUAUAUGUUCCUGAAAAUGGAUACCUUUUUAUUGUAUGGUAUCAUAAACAAUGUAUUAUGGAAUCCGUUUUCGAAAUAUAAUGUUCAUAAUCUUCCACCGUGAUAAUCAAUCAGGCCACAAAAGCUAAGGAGUCCAUAUUUCAGAAAUCAAAUUCAAGUUCAAAAAUAAGUCACUUGGUCUUUUUUUCGCGAGAAUAUAACGGAAGUGACCACAACUGGGACCAUGCAACAACAAACAUACAACAGUAGCUAGCUUUCUGAGGUCUAUGAGUUUGUUUAACUGUACUGAAACAUCUUCGGGCUCUAUAUAUGAUCAGUUUUCUGACUUGUGUUUGUUUUUUAUUUAUCUUAGCACUUUUUUGUUCUACGUUGUGAAAAGUCGUACUCGGAUAAAGAGUUGAAUAGUGUGCUUUAGUCACUUGACGUCAUUAAGUUGCAAAAGAUUCAUAUUUGUUCAACAAAGCCUACAUAACUGUUUUGUUAAAAUAUAAGUGAAUUUUUGUUUUUGAGUUACAGCAUACCCAAAUGGCGAUUUGGUAGUUGAAGUGAGAGUACUCAGGCACUCGCAGUUUUUAAUCCUGUUAUUAUAGUUUGCAAAUAUAUAUUAUUUGUCUAACAAGAACCUAUCCAUCAAUUUUGUCAUGCAAACAUACAACGAAUAUAGAUAUGUCUGUGUCAUAAGUUGAUGUUUUGAAUAUACCAUUUUUCAGUGUGUAAAUGUAAUUACAACUGGGCAACUACAUGAAGAAUGUUAAUUAGAAUAUUUUACAAGCUUCGCAUGGUAAAUAUUUAGGACUAAUUUUUCAACUAACAAAAGAUAUACAUAAUGAUAAAAAACAUUUUACAUUUUAGCAGUGCUAUCAGAUGAUAUAUUAAUCUAUUAACCUUUGUUUGUAGAACUUUUUUUGCUAAAAUGGUCUUCAUUUCCUGACACACUAGUAUAUGAUAUAUUUGAUAAAACCCGCAGAAGUAUGAAUUUUCAUUUUAAUCGGGUCCUUCGGAAAGCGGUAGAACCAAUAAAAAUCACACAGUUGGAUAAAGAAGAAAGGCAUCAAAUUGAAGAAGACUUUCAGAGUUGGCUUAAUGAAGUAAAAACAUUCAGUGAAGAAGUUGACGGUGAUAAGAAUUCAGAAAAUGAUUAUCACUUGUUGGAAAGAUCAAAAAAGAAGUUACUAUCAGGAAAGCAAUUAGAAAUGAAUGAUGAAGAAUUAGAAGAAAAGUGUUUGAAAUAUGAUGAUGAAGAUUUACCACCUAUUCGAAAAUCCAUUAUUUUCGGUAGUAAUCAACAAUCAGCAACACGAUUGAAUUCAAAAGGGGAUUAUACAUUUGGUAACAGAGUUGUGAAGCCAAAAGACUAUAGUGAGUGGGAUAAGUUAGCGAAAGAAUGGGAUAAAGAACUGGCUGAAGAAAAUCAAACAAAUAGUAAACCUGAAAAAGGCGAAAAAAUGAUACUAUCGGAAAUUGAAACAAAUGGAUUAAAGAAACUUGAUUAUAAAGAAUUGAAAUUAAGAGUAGUUAAUAUACCAAUUCAAACAAGAAAAAAAUUGGCUGAACGAGAAAAGGAAAAAGGGAAUGAAUCCUUUAAAUCAGGUGACUAUGCUGAUGCAAUGAACUAUUAUAAACGAAGUCUUAUUAUGCAUAAAACCAAUGCUGUUUACAAUAAUCGUGCUUUAAUAUAUUUACGACAGAAACUUUGGAAACAAGCUGUGAAUGAUUGUACAAAAGUUUUAAAAACUGAACCAGAUAAUUUAAAAGCAUUAUUUAGACGAAGUCAAGCGAAUUUCGAAUUAGACAAUUUAGAACAAGCUGAAAAAGACUUAAAUAGACUUACCGAUCAAGAUCCAACUAAUUUUAAAGCUCAAAAUUUAUUACGUAAUGUGAAAAUUGCAAUAUCAAAACGUCAGGAACCCCAUUUGAAAGGAUCUAGACGUAUGAUCAUAACUGAUGUCGGUGAUUCUUCGGAUGAUGAUGAUGAGAGCGAUGAAAGUGUCGAGGAAAAUGAGCAUCAACAGCAAGAACAACAACACAUACAAGAACAAGAAACUGUAACAGUGAAUAUUAAUAAUAUGGAGCUUUCAAGAAAUCAUCCAAAUCUAAUUGAACACCAUAAUAAUGAUAUUGAUUCUGAAAAACAUUUUGAUAUUGAUAUUAGCAAAAAUGAUAAGAUUCAAUUAACUGACAAGUCUAUUUCUGAUAUUAGUAAACAAGAAUGUAACUUGAAUGAUUGUUAUAGCUCCAAAGUUGAUGCAGAUAAUAAUGAAGAUAUAAUAACUACAUUUGGCAAUGAAGCUCUGCAUUGUCAAUCUGAAGUCAAUGAACAUUUAGAAAAUGAUGAAGUGUCCAUUAGUACAUAUUCCAUCGCUGAUUAUGAAGAGUUAAAAGAAAAAGGAAAUGAAUCCUUCAAAAAGGGAAAUAUGAAAUUGGCUUUAAUAUAUUUCAAUAGAUGCAUUGAACUUUGUUUAAAGUACAAUCUAAAUGAAGAUAAACGUUUAGCUGUUAUUUAUCGUAAUCGUUCAUUGAUUUAUUUACAAUUGAAUGAAUAUCAACUAGCAUGUAAUGAUUGUACAUCAGCUUUAUCAAUUGAAUCUAAUUGUCCGAUUGCAUUGUAUCGUAGAUCAUUAGCAUUAAAGUUUCUAGGUGACCACUCAGGAUGUUUAAAAGAUCUACAGAAAGCAUAUAGCUUAAGUCCAAAUAAUAAUAGAAUUAUUGAAGAAUUGAAGAAAAUGCAGAAUACUGUGGUACAGACGGAUAAAAUGAACAUUGAUGUCCUAACAAAUAAAUCUCAAACAGUAAUAACUCCUAGUAUAAUCAGUAGUACAUCAGAUCUUGAAAUAAUUGAUUUACCAAAUGUUGACAGUGAAAAAGAAGAUAACAUUCAUGAUGAUAAUGUUAAUGACGACGACGAUAACAAUAGUGAAAUACUAGAAGAGGAAGCAGAAGAAGAAGAGAAUGAUGAGAGUUAUGAUAAACUAUCAUCUAUGCAAUGUAAUAGUAUGAAUCCGUCAUGUCAUAUUUCUACUGAUCCAAAUGAUUUCUCUAAAUUCCAAUCAAAUAGUGCAAAUGUUAUGACUAAAUCAAUUGACAAUGAAUGGGAAGAAGUGAAUGUUAUCAAUAAAGAAGAUACAAAGAUCGCUAGUACAAGUAGCAUAAAUUCGACCAUUGAAAAUAGUUGGAAGUUAGAUAAACCAAUAAUGAAUUCAUAUGAAUUUCAAAAUUAUUGGAUAAAUAUUCAACAUUUAAAACGAUUAAAUUAUAUAAAUGCUAUGAAUGAAAUUGUUAUACUAUUACAUAAUAUAUUACCUGAACAAUUACCGAAAUUAAUUGGAAUUCGAAUGGAAGCUGAGAUGUUAGAUGAUUUAUUGAAUGCAAUCAAUGUGUCAAUGAAUACUGAAAAUAACAACAGUCUGUGGAUUUACGAUAUUUUAAUCCAAUUGAGUAAAACAGCACGAUUUGAUUGCGCCUUAUUCUUAAUAAGUGAUGACACAAAACAAGCUAUAAAAAGUAUAAUCGAUCGAUUACACCAUCGUUAUCAACAACAGUCUAGUGAAUUAAAACAAAGUCAUAUUGAACAACUCCAAUCUAUCUACUAUUCGACAUAAAAGAAGGUAAAAAUAAACAGUAGUAGAUCAAUGGUAGAUGAACAUUUAUUCCAUUGAACAUCUAUUUUAUUUCAACCAAUAUACAAGAAUAUAAUUUAGAGAGUGACAAAUAUCAAUUUAUAUAUAUAUAUAUAUAUAUAACUGUGUGUGUAGUUGAAUGAUCCAAAAUCCCCGAAAAAUAGGCAAUGAUCUUUUCUAAUUUGUUUAAUGUUACAAUGUUACACUGUAAAUAAUGGGUGUUGUCUGCCAUUUUUUUUGUUAUAUCUUGGUGAUCUAUCAUACUAUUCCUAAUACAUAUAAACACAUAUAUAUACGCUUGUUGAAUUAUGUAAUCAAUGGUACAUAUUAUUAGAUGAAUAUAAAUAAAAAAUAAUGAUGAGAAGGGGGGAAUAAAUGAAGGGUUUAAAAAAAACAAAUCAACAAAAUAAUUAUGAAAGACACUAACUAGUACACAUAUACACUAUAUAACAAAUGUGUAUAUGUGCGGAGAAAACAAACAGAUAAACAACAUAAGAUAAAAUUACAAAAAAAAAUAACAAUUUAUACAUACAUACACACAAACAAAUGUGAACGUGUACAUUUAUUCAAUUUUGUGCUGAAAGCAUUACCUACUCAUGUAAUACAAUUGAGAUGUGUUUAAUCACCUCUCUCUCUCUCUCUCUCUCUCUCUAUAUAUAUAUAUAUA
Messenger RNA from Schistosoma rodhaini, 5416 nucleotides. The record is from the annotation of a GenBank genome assembly. Lineage: Eukaryota; Metazoa; Platyhelminthes; Trematoda; Strigeidida; Schistosomatidae.